Messenger RNA from Zea mays, 1010 nucleotides. RefSeq lists its product as uncharacterized. The record is from RefSeq and is marked validated. Gene Ontology annotation, molecular function: S-adenosylmethionine-dependent methyltransferase activity. Lineage: Eukaryota; Viridiplantae; Streptophyta; Magnoliopsida; Poales; Poaceae.
ACACGCCUCGACGCCUUGUCCGGCCUGCAAAGCUGCAGCCCCGCUGCCCAGCCGCCUGCCUCAACCCUCUCCCUCUAUCUUCGUGAGCCAGCGGGGAAGGAAGGAAGCAACACCCAGGGUAGGAUGGGGGUAGGCGAGUGCAAGAGCAACGACUACGGCGCCGCCGCAUACUGGGACGCCCGCUACUCCUCCGGCUCGCCAGCUUCCGCCGCCGCCGGCUGUGGGUUCUUCGACUGGUACCAGACGUACCCGGCGCUGCGGCCGCUCCUCCGCGCCCGCGUCCCGACCUCCUCCCGCGUCCUGAUGCUCGGCUGCGGCAACUCCCUUUUGUCGGAGGAUAUGGUGAAGGAUGGUUACGAGGACAUUGUAAACAUAGACAUUUCAUCUGUGGUCAUCGAGCAAAUGAGAGAGAAACACAAGGAGAUUACACAGCUAACAUAUAUGCAGAUGGAUAUUAGAGACAUGGGAUUUUUCGGUGAUGAGUCAUUUGAUUGUGUCCUUGAUAAAGGGACCCUGGAUGCUAUGAUGUGUGCUGAUGAUGCUCCUCAUGGUGCUUUCAAAAUGCUAGCAGAAGUGGCAAGGCUUUUGAUGCCUCAUGGGAUCUACUUAUUGAUAACAUAUGGUGCUCCAAAGGAACGUGUCCCACUUCUGGACCAGUCCGGAUGCAGCUGGAGUAUUGCACUCUACAUCAUGCCCACAGCUGGAUACCAACUGAGAAUGAGUAAAGGUGCUCAACAUCUUAUAAUGGAGGAGGUUACACUCACAGAGGGUGGCCAACUGCCACCUGACUAUGUUCUCAAAGAUCCAGAUUCACAUUUCAUUUAUGUUUGUGAGAAGUUGGAAGAGAAAGGGACUAAUUGCAGAGAUACUGAUCCAAAGGAAUCAACAAAUGCAAAUUAACUCACUACCAACUUCAGAUUUCAUUUUGAUUAUUGCUGGGGAAGUUUGUUGUUGCAAAGGCAUAGUCGGAGCUCGUCUUUUGAAUCAUGUGUUACCCUUCGUAUGAAAAA